AUGUCCUUGAAUCCCUUGCCGUUUGUGAGUACCAAGACCGUCGCUCGUGCAGCAGGCGAUGGCAUGGGCAACGGCCUCUUUGCCCUCACAGACAUCGAGAUGGGCCAGGAACUGCUCAGCAUUCAGAAGCCAUUUGUGGCCGUCCUGGAUACCCCCAGAUUGCAGGACACAUGCUCUGGUUGCUUUGGAACAAAGCAGCAACAGCAGCAGGCGCCGGAAGAAGCUGUCAAAUUAAAGUCCUGCACAAGGUGUCAGGUUGUCAGUCAUGAUAUAUCGCAGCUGCUAAUGUGCUCCCAGAGCUGUCAAUCCAAGGACUGGAAGUUCGCACAUUCCCUGGAAUGCCCGAUCUAUUCGAAGUUGUAUCCCAAAAUUUUGCCAAAUAGUGUCAGGGCGAUUCUGCGAAUUGUUCUCCGCCAUAGCAAGCAGAAAUAUAGCAGCGAGGAGUUUGAGACAUUCCUCAAGCUCGAAACGCAUGCCCGGGAGCUCCGUGAUAGGGAUGAUGAACAGUGGAACCGGAUCUCACUUUCAGCCAAAGCAGUUCGAGAAUACUCUGGGGUUGACAUGAAAGAAGAAAUAAUAUCCCCUUUCUUUGCAAAGGUAACCUUGACCCCUGUUCGAAAUUGCGAUUUCAAUGCUGUGGUUGGAUUCGAAGGGGAUAAACUUUUUGUGAAGCCGGUUCGGCCGAUCAAGAAGGACGAGCAGAUCUUUAUCUCAUACAUCGACGCGACUAACCCUCGUGAGAUUCGUCGUAAAGAGCUUUCAGAUCGGUACUUUUUCGAUUGUAACUGUCCAAAGUGCCGGAAGGGCAAGGAUGCACGCGAAGAUGCCUUUUUGACGCCCGUUGUCGACAUAGAGGCAAUCACAUCAGCAGAGAUAAGAGCGAGGGAAUUGGUGAGAUCUGCUACAACUGAUAAUAACCCAUUCAACGCGGUCAACAAGUUGAAAUCCGCUAUCAAUAUAUUGAGUAAGACCUCCGUGUGGCCGAUCACUCGACAGCCAUAUGUUUCUGCACGGGACGAAUUAAUCGUGUCUCUACUCUCCGCGCAACAAUUCGAAUCUGCCUUUGCACAUGCGACGGUCCGUUUUCUCCGAGUUGACCCGGUGGUAUAUCCACAGGAGGCCCACCCACUUCGACUGCUACAUGUGUGGGCGCUAGCGAAACUUGGGAUACAUAUCUCGCAGGGGGUGGAACCCGACCGCGAAGGCGACUCUUUAGUUCAAAAGUACCAGAUCAAUCUCGGGUUGAUAAUCUGGUCGCUACUUGCCUGGCUUAUCGACAAGGAAGGCGAAGCUUGCACUAGCUCGACCUUCCAGAGUAUGGUGAGGGCGACUUAUAAGGAAGUAUAUGACGAGUUUAGAGCCAACAAUCUGGACCCGACGAAGAUGACAGCGGAGGCAAAUGGCGAGUGGGCUAAAAUGGAGAAAAUCGCGGAUCAUGUGUUGCAGCUCGAAGGAGAUAUGGCUGAUCACACGUGGCAAGCGAAUCCAGAGACUUUACUGCUGCCCCGAUUUCUGGGUUUUGAAAAUUUCCAAAUUCUAGGAGGGGGGUUUUGUUUUCUUGCUUACCUCGCAACCCUCUUAUCGACUAUUUUGGUUGAUAAGCUGUCUGCCACUUAUCUGUCAAGUCUGCGAUAUUUCAAACAGCAAGGAUAUAUCAGCCCCCAGAUCCCUGUUUGCGAAGCUACAAUUGUCUUUUCUUGGGACUCUUCACCUACCGUGGUCCUGCUUGUGAAUGUUCCACCCAUGGCAGACGUGCCUCCGCAUACACACUCAAAUUCGAACGGAGCAGGUCAAAGCGAUGUCGAUGGCCUUCUUAAACGCAUGAGCCGGAAUGACCCGGCAUUCAUUCUCCUUCUUGUGCUUGCCGCACAUCCGGACCUCAACCUCAACUAUUCCAGGAUGUCUGAGUUAAGCCAUAAGCUAUCAAACCCAGAACUGUGGAUAACAUCUGCCGAUAUCGAUGCCAGCAUUUCCGGUCUUGUUGAACUGUCACAGAGGCUUCAGGAGCAGCUGCCACGUAUAGUAGUACACGGUGUUGAUGAUACCAAUUUCCCAUCGCCAGCAGAAGCGACUGAAAUAUCUGGCCAGUAUCAGAAUGGCCACAAGGAGACAGGAAUGCACAUGGCCACUACAAGGAACCAGUCCGAUCCAACAGUGCAGUCUUCGAGCGGGUCCUACGAAUGCUCAGAUCCUCCUGCAGGUCAUUUCUUGCAGGUCACUGAAUCCAAGUCCGUUACAGCGGAAGCAGAAGCAGCAGCCACCGAAACUAUUUUUGGAGCGAAACCAGUGCGAAGGCAUGGUUACAAUUGGGAAUACCGCCACGCUUCGUUUGAUGAUGACUCCUCAGACGAAAACAACCAUGACGAGACCUGUAGCAUUGUAUCGUUUAUCAGCAGCCGUGUCAUGUUCGGAGGCGCGUCAGAUUCGGCAAGACGCUCUCGAACGAAGGACGCAACUCCCCUAGCCUUGCUAUACGAGCAGUCUUCUGGCUACAUCGACUGGUUUGAUUCUUUCGACCCUGGUACAUCUAUUGCUUCUCUGCACAGUAUCAGCAGCAUCAACAAUAACAGCAACAGCCGGCAAGACAGCAACCGACAAGACAGCGGAGUCUAUCUCAGUGACUACGACGACGACGAUAUAGCGUCUAUCGGGGGUGGUGUGUGGAUGGGACUUUCAUUAGCCAACGUAUUUCAGAUCACAACGCCAGAAAUGGAGGUAGAGACCGCAGUACAUUACCUGACCGUGUUUUUUGUUUUCUCUUUCCCCCCCUUUAAGGAUAAAAGUGAGAUAGGUCAGACUGGAGUAGGUAUAACUAAGUUACAAUUAGACGAAGCAAAGGCAAAAGACCAUACAGGACAAGCAAAGCACUCUGAUGAGCAAAAACACAGCCAGCUAGAAUGA
Molecule: messenger RNA, 2901 nt
Organism: Rasamsonia emersonii CBS 393.64
Lineage: Eukaryota; Fungi; Ascomycota; Eurotiomycetes; Eurotiales; Trichocomaceae
Exons: 9
Coding region: 1-2901 (966 amino acids)
Cellular component (GO): nucleus
Molecular function (GO): protein binding
Source: RefSeq, a predicted model, not a curated record